AUGUUCGCCCACCUUGACCGCGGCGACACACUCGUAGAUCACCAUUCGAUUUUCUUGAGUGCGCAGCCCAAGGCCGCACAUGUCCACCAUUGUUCCUUCGAGGUACACGACUUCGACACUCAGCACCUAGGCCACCAGUGGCUGGCACAGAAGGGGUACAAAUCCGCCUGGGGCGUGGGAAGACAUGUACUCGGCUCGCAGAUUUUUGAUUACUGGUGGGACACGACGGGCAACAUGGUGGAGCACUAUGCCGAUGGCGAUCUGGUGAAUGAGGAGUCGCCGAUUGGAUAUGUGCAGGCGGGCAGUGAGUCGCUGGCUGUGUGGGGACCGGAGCUGCCGGCGUCGUUUCUCGAGUAA
Messenger RNA from Penicillium argentinense, 357 nucleotides. Its product is annotated as Glyoxalase/Bleomycin resistance protein/Dihydroxybiphenyl dioxygenase. The transcript has a single exon. NCBI's taxonomy places the organism in Eukaryota, Fungi, Ascomycota, Eurotiomycetes, Eurotiales, Aspergillaceae. The coding region runs from base 1 to 357 and encodes 118 amino acids. The record is from RefSeq and is a predicted model, not a curated record.